This is a messenger RNA of Thunnus maccoyii (southern bluefin tuna), 1897 nucleotides long. RefSeq lists its product as uncharacterized. The transcript is spliced from 6 exons. The record is from RefSeq and is a predicted model, not a curated record. Lineage: Eukaryota; Metazoa; Chordata; Actinopteri; Scombriformes; Scombridae. The coding region runs from base 169 to 963 and encodes 264 amino acids.
ACUAGCCAAUCAGAGGCAGAGUAGGGCGGGUCAUGACUUUGCCAUCCUAGGAAAAAAAGGCCUGUCGGAAGAUCCCUAGGGAUUUAGCAAAGCUCUGUCACGAGAAAUAGCUGGGAGGAAAGUUCACCCACCGGACGUCGAGUGCAGCACUAGUUAGAGCUCACAUUAAUGAUGAGUGGUGCCAUGAAUUUUAAAAACUGCGGCUCGGUGCUAGUAACGGGAGCGAGCCGGGGUCUCGGUCUGCAGAUAGUCGACACCCUGGCGACUGGAGGAGUGUCACCCGGUAAGAUUAUAGCCACGACCAGAAACCCCGCCAGCGCGCAGAAACUUCAGGAACUGGCAGAGAAAUAUCCCAAUAUCCACAUAAUCACUAUGGAUGUAGUGAGCCAGGAGAGCAUAGAGAAGUCUGCAGAAGAGGUGCAGCAGCUGGUACAAGAAGAGGGUCUGAACUGCCUGAUAAACAAUGCAGGGAUCAAUGUGGUGGCUGACUUUCAUACUGUUACUGCCGAGAAGAUGAUUGAGAACUUCCACACUAAUGCUGUGGCUCCUCUGAUGAUCACCAAGGCCUUCCUGCCUCUGUUGAAGCGAGCUGCAUCCAGAGGAGGAGCAGGUGGUGCAGGAAGCAUGGGUAUCCAGAGAGCAGCCGUCAUUAACAUGACCUCUCUGCUGGGCUCUGUGGAACUCAACUGGGGGGAGAGGGCCAACAACUUCAAAUGGUACCCCUACAGGACGUCCAAGAGUGCCCUAAACAUGGUGAGUCGCUGUAUGGCUGUAGACCUGGAGCCUGAUGGGAUUCUCUGUAUGGCUAUACAUCCUGGCUGGGUCCGCACUGACAUGGGGGGGUCGGAGGCUCCACUGAGUUCAGAGGAGAGCGUUUCAUCCAUCUUGUCUGUGAUUGGUGGACUGACUGAGAAGGAUCAUGGGUCAUUUCUGAACUUUACGGGAGAGCCAUUACCUUGGUGACCCUGAUCACCACAGUAAUGAGUAGAAUGAUUAUGAGCUCUAUUGACUGACCUUAAUGAUGAUUUAGUCAGUUAUGAUUAACUUCAGCUAUGCAAAGAUGAGUGCAUCAAUGACUCAGACCAAUGGGUAAAAUUAAGAUGAUGUUGAAGUUUUCAUAAGUAGAUGGGUGGGGUUUGGUGUGCAGCUUGUUUUUUUUAUAUUCCAUACUGUACAUACGGUAUACUGUAUCUGAGCUGUGUUCAAAUGCAAAUAUAAAAUGUUAUAUUUCAUUGAUCUGAUAGCACACCAAAGUCACCAUACCAGCCAAAUAGACAAGACUGGGUUAAAAGGUCUUAACAGGAAACCCUCUCUGUGUAUCUCUUACCAUCUCCAAGCGGAGGUGUCAUGGCCACAUAUUUGCCACACUGAGUAUCACCCUAAAACAACAGUUUUAUAAUCCAGUGUUGAUACAUAUAGAUUUUUUUCCUCUGGUCCAACUUUGUGUAUGUGGUCCUGUGCUGCAUCCAUCUCAAACACUAGAAAGUUACUUUUAAAUUGCAAACUGUUAAAGAUGUAUGGUUAAAGUCUCUAGAAUAUUGAAAUUUACUAAAGUGGUCUGUUUGCUCUCUUUUACCUUACCUGUCAGUCAGUAGAGUAUCAUAUGUACAGUAUAUCAAGUUUGUGUGAGGAUGUACAAAAGUUAAGUGACUCAUCUGCAGUGAGCUCUUCCUACAGUUUACACCACAAACUAAGAAUAUAAUGUUUUACUGUACUAAACUCCACUAAUUUACCAUGUUUGCACUAACUUACACUGCUGUUGCUGGAAAAUAUAUAAGCUAAGUUUAAGGACAGUUAAUUUAGAAAUGUUUUACAUAUUUUUGAGAUUAUUACUGUUUAUAGUGUUUGAUUUUAGCAUAUUGUUAUAAAACCAUAAUAAAAGUUUGACUGUCUAUAA